Molecule: messenger RNA, 2618 nt
Organism: Gadus macrocephalus (Pacific cod)
Lineage: Eukaryota; Metazoa; Chordata; Actinopteri; Gadiformes; Gadidae
Product: T-cell surface antigen CD2
Exons: 8
Coding region: 75-1181 (368 amino acids)
Source: RefSeq, a predicted model, not a curated record
CUUAUUGAAGACAGGCUGCUGUCUGUGUGUGUGUGUGUGUGUGAGGUUUCAGUUGCAGUCAGCGGUCGGUGAGGAUGGAGCUGUUUCCUGUGUGUCUCUUCCUGCUGGCUGCCUUCACGGCGGCCUCCUCAGCAGGUCCGCAAGAGAGCAACCGCUACGUGGCGGCCGGCUCCGAGACCAUCACAAUGGAGCUGCCCGCAGGACCCCAGGUGUCGACGGACGACAAACUGAUCUGGAAGCGCAACGGGAGCUCGGUUUACAUUAAGGAUAAUAAAAUGAAUAAUAAUUUCACAGUGAGCUUGACCUGGGCCCUGAAAGUGCCAGCAGCGGAACUGCAGGUGGUGGGACAGGUGGACGUCUACACCUUGGAAGUUCAUGACACACAGGGGAAGGAAAAGCUCACGAUGAAGACCAUCCUCCAUCUUCUGGAAAAGGUCAGGACCCCAACUCUGACGAUCAACUGUACGGACAAAGACAACGCUGUUUUCCACUGUUUUUGCAACAUUUCACAGAGGCAGGACUUGGUCUAUGAGUGGAAGUUGAAUGGAACUGUCCAGUCGGAGAAGACCCAGGUAUUUAAGGUACCUCGCAAACUCGUCUGGAAAUCGGUGUCGUGCGAAGUCUCCAACAAGGCCGGGAAAGAAAGUAGCGCCGCAUCCGAAGCAAAGUGCAUAGAUUCUUCAGUUUCCGCAGUCCUGUACCAAAUAUACCAUGAUUUUUUUUGGUACAUUGUGGGCGGAGGCGGAGGCCUGGUGCUGCUGCUGUUCUUCAUCACCGUUCUGUGUUGUGUUCGAGCCCGGACCCGUCGCAAGAACCGCAUGCAGACGGAAAGUGAGAUGCGCUUGGAAUGGACCAAUCAGACGCCGCGACAAGACCAGCAGCAGCAGAGGGAGAAGAAGAAGAAGAAGAAGGGGCCCCAGCCUGGCGGCUCCCAGCCCCACCGCUGCAAAUCCAGCCAGGACGCCAAUAGGUCCCGGAGAAAAGACCCCGCCGCCACCCCUUUAGCUAGCAAGGACCACGCCACCUCAGCUGCUAGCUCGGCUAACCCCGCGCGGCCCAGACCUAGCCCGCGACCGCCGCAGUCUGAGAGGGACGGGGGGCUUGGUGUGGACCACGGACCCCCGCUGCCCAAGCCCAGGAAGAAGGCUGGACCCAAGACCAACAGCCGGGCACGACCCUGACCCCUGACCUCUCACUGCUGAUUUUUGCCCCCCUGACAUCUCUCCCCUGACCUUUGACCCCUGACCUCUCAUCCCUGACCUUUGACCCCUGACCCCCACUCAAGAAUUCUUGAUGAUCUCUUCGAUCUUCAUCACUCCAGUACAACCAUCUUCCGGACACACACACACACACACGCGCACACACACACACAGCACACGCACACGCACACGCACACACACACACACACACACACACACACACACACACACACACACACACACACACGUAAUACACACAUGUGCACACAAGAAACUCAGGUGCAUACUCAGGCACACACACACACGUGCACACACACACAUGCACACGCACUCACACACGCCUCUUAACACACAUACUCAGGUACGCACUUACUCAGGCACACACACACAAACACACACACACACAUACACACAAACACACACACACAAAUGUGGUUAUACAUAUGUACGCACUAGGUGUAUAUUGUUUUAUAAAAGUGUAUUUAUACAACGGGUGGCUUAAAUCCAGCGAUCUGAUUGGUUCCUAACUGUUGUAUAAUGAGCGUAUACAUAACUGCUAUGACGCCCAAUCAUUUUGGGCGGAAACGGAACUUAGUAGAAACGGUAACUUACAAAGUAGCAGUUGUUGGGAGUGGCCUAGGAAACUUUAUCGCACGGAAAUUUCCACGCGGUGAGUGAACUGCUCCAUAGGAUAAAUUGCCGGCGAACCGCUCUAGCCGAGCCUUCUCUCGGAGGGACGCUAAAGUGUGUUGCAUAGCGACCGUCGUGCAUUUGGAAGGCAGCCAGGAGGGACAACUUUUUUAUAUUCUUUAAAAAAACAGCUAUUUUGACUUUCUUGUUUUUUUUUUAAUGUAGUGUGUCUAUAACUUUCGUUUUGCCAUAAUAGUAACCGUUGUAUAAAAGCAAUAGAUCACUUCAGUCAGUGGUAUGUGCUCAUUAUACCACUGUGAAGGGGGUCGCCCCUUAACAGUGGUAUAAUGAGCACAUACCACAGCCUAUCGGGAUCUAUUGCUUAAUUAUAAUGUUUAUAUUCGACCACGGAAGCACACAUUUCUUAAAGGUCCUAUAUUAUUCCACCAGGUGUGAGUGUGAUUUGCCAUGACACACCUGGUGGUAUAAUGUGUCACCAUUAAAACAACAACAAGCUUUCAACACAACACAAUGUGGGCUUCAAAGAAUUAUGUCUGAACAAAAUAAACCUGGCGACAAAUACACAAAGACUUCUAGUGCCUUAAAAUAAAACAUCCGCUGCACAAGUGUCAAGCACGGAAACAAACAUUUCCUUUGCCUUGUUUUUUUCUUUUCUCUCUGUUGACACUUUUAUUCUAAUUUUUGUUUUAUUCUUCUCUUCUAUUAUUCUUCUUCUAUUAUUCUUCUAUUGUCUUCUGUUUAAUAAACACAAAACGGUUUUCACAGUGA